This is a messenger RNA of Arachis ipaensis, 1230 nucleotides long. RefSeq names its product basic helix-loop-helix protein A-like. Lineage: Eukaryota; Viridiplantae; Streptophyta; Magnoliopsida; Fabales; Fabaceae. The record is from RefSeq and is a predicted model, not a curated record. Gene Ontology annotation, biological process: endosperm development; regulation of DNA-templated transcription. Gene Ontology annotation, molecular function: DNA-binding transcription factor activity; protein dimerization activity.
UUUCAUAUAACCUUGCCAUUUGCCAAUGGGGGGUAGCGUGCAAUGAUUGUGCAAGAAUGUGUGGAAUGACAAGAACCCUAAAGUACAAAAGCCCGAAAUGAAAGGUGAUAGCGAGUGUGGUGGUUCUUCAAUGCCGGCGGAGCGUAACAGAAGGCUGAAGAUGAAUCGCCUGUUCAGUCAGCUUCAGGCCACCAUCCCACGCCCCCUUUCCAAGGCUACAAAGGAAGUGAUUAUAACGGAAACGAUUAGGUACAUAAAGGAGCUUGAGAGGAAGAAGAACAACUUGGAGCAGAUCAAGGAACUACAAAUUCAAAGUCAUGCCAGUGGUACCACCUUCAUGCUUCCAUGCAUGGCCAAUGAUGAUAAUUGCUCUGUCACUGUCACUGUCUCCGCCAACGUCGCAUUUUUCGGCAUUCAGACCGUGGCUCGCCGAGGUUUGAUUACCAUGAUUUUGGAGGUGUUCAGCAACCACAAGGCUGAGAUUUUGGCUGCAAAUGUGGCGGUUAAUGAAGGGAUUUUGACAUUUGCAGUCACUGCUCUAUUGCAAAUUGUUGCUGAUGGGGAAGGAGAAGGAGAAGGGGCUGUUGAGAUGAUUAAGAGAGAGAUCAUGACUUUGUAGAUUCAAAGCUCCCUGCUUUUUCAGUUUUUCUUUUUUACACUCUACACUUACAUUUACAUGUACAUGGUGCUUUCAUUUAGUACCAUGCGGCUCUUUACACACAGUAAACGAUAUCUAACAAUUUUGGCCAUGUAUUCAUGAAUAUGAUAGUAAUACACACAUGCAAAUUAAUGACAUAUUGAUGGGGCUUGUUUUAUUUAAAGAUUCUAAUACACUUGUUUUAUUUAUACACAAACACAUGUUGGACUAUUUUUUUAUGAACACAACAUUUCUUAUUCAACAGUAUGAGUGGAGGUCAUAAUGAGGUUGCAAAUGGAAUUUCAUGAUGGAGUGCUUGUUAUGGUUAUGUCCGGUGCCUUUUCUUUUCUCUUAAAUCCAAACUAUAAUUUGGUGGUUUAUAAACUAAACUAAAUAUUCUAUGAUACUCCUUCCGGGUCGUUUAGCUUGAAUCGCAAGAAAGUGUUUGAGUGCACCUUAUAGGCACACCACUAUCUUUUUGUUGCAACAUAAUCCACUAAAACAACAUUUCAUAUUUUGGAAAACUAAAUGCCACUAAUAGACACCAUUAAGCAGAAAUAUUAGAAAGAAAAAGGUAUGAUUGGAAGAAAAAA